This is a messenger RNA of Oryza sativa Japonica Group (Japanese rice), 749 nucleotides long. RefSeq lists its product as uncharacterized. Lineage: Eukaryota; Viridiplantae; Streptophyta; Magnoliopsida; Poales; Poaceae. The record is from RefSeq and is a predicted model, not a curated record.
UCGUUUCUUUCCUCUCGCCGCCGCCGCCGCCGCCGGACCAGCCCCGCCGCUGUUUGCUCCGCCCCUGAAAUACGACCCGGCGGCGCGAUUGGGAAGCAAACCCUCGGCAUACUGUACUGCCUCUCUCUCUCUCUCUCUCUCUCUCUCUCUCUCUCUCUCUCCGGCGGACGUGCUCUGUGCUUCGCUUUCCCCGUCUGUGGUUGGUCGGUGGCUUGGAUCGGCAUGGAUUCGACGACGACGACGACGCCGAAGCCGGUGUGCGCGGAGGAGGCGCUUGCGCUGCUGAACUGCGCGGCCGAGUCCAGCUACGACCGCGACAAGUGCCUCGCCGCCCUCGACGCCCUCCGCGCCUGCAUCGCCCAGAAGAAAGUGAAGAAAUUUUCCCUGGCUGAGGCAAGCUCCACAGGCACCUCUGAAACUCCAAAAGGAAAAUAGAAGCGGGCUGAAAAUUAGUCAAGAACAUCUAGCAUUACAUCUUUCUUUUUCAGCAAAUAGGUUGCUGUGUUUUGUUAUGAGAUUAUUGUUGUAGUAUUUUCAAAUCAUCCAAUACUACAAUUCAAUAUGUUGGCUGGAAAAUUUAUGCAAAAACCAAUUGGCACGUUUGAGCAGACCGAUGGAGUGUGAUGCGGUUUGGCCUGAGUGUCCGAAAACGUUGUGCUGUUUUAAUAAGCAAUCUAUCUAAAUUGUAAUGUACAUUGUGACGAUCAAAUGCUUUACUACAUCUAUGAUACCAUGUGUAUCAUAUACAA